GCCCAUUGGUUUCCAGUCUGUAUCAGUCAGGAGACGCAUCGCCUGCCCCUUUACCUAAUAGUGAUUUUACCAAGUCGGAAGCGUCUGUAAUCCAGACUGGCUCACACUGUACCUGCUCGCCCACCGAGCUUCGAUCCUGUCAGCGACCUGUCGGCUCUGAAAUGGGGAACAGCAAAACUUCAGCGCUUCUCUCGCUUGUCGGUGUCAUGCUACUCUGGCCGUAUGCACUUACCAAGAGUGUCCCAUCCAGACUGCAAACUGCAGACAGCGUCUCUCUAACCGCAGGGCAGGGAGAGGAGCGCCCUCAUGUGGUGAAGCGGUCGAUACAGCGCUGCAACAGUACGUUUGACAACUUCUGCCUGAACCAUGGCCAGUGCAUACUGCUGGUGGACAUCAAUGAGCACCACUGCAAGUGUGAGAGGGGCUACAAUGGCCCCAGGUGCGCCAACCUGGAGCUCGUCAUCCAGCCGAUGCAAGAGGAGCAGAUAAUUGCCACUGUUUUCUGUGUGAGUCUGCUGAUUAUAGGUCUGACCGGAGCUCUGUACUUCUGCUACAAAUGGUAUAAGAAAAACAAAUUCCCACGUCACCAGAAGCGGCAGGGUUACAAAGGAGUCCAGACUAUCUAGAGUGUCGCACACACACCCACUUCAUCCACGGACAAGGAAAGACCAGGAUUUUCUCCAGUUUUCUAACUGAAUAUUUCAACAAAUGGCGAUGUUACCUGAUAUGCUACCUUUGACUACACUCAGUGGCUGGUUUACUGGAUUGUGCCCACUCGCAGUACUGUAUGUCACAUGGCUUUGGCUCGCUUUAUCAAGCAGGCUGAUCGGCACAAAGAGAUUAAAACAUUCAAAAAGAAGCAGCUUUGUGUGCGGUGCGAUUGUUGUUUCCAGAUGCACUGGUUCUAAUGUUUCAGCACCCACAUGUACAAAAAGAUGAAUAGUGAGACUCACAAAGAAAGUUUCCAGCCAUGAAGGUGAUGGUGGGUCAUGGAUAAUGAACUGAAAAUGAACAAUUUAGAGUGUGGACCAGUGCAACAUUUCUGAUCCCAUGCUUUCAGAAAUUUUAGACAAAAUAUUGAUAAUAUUUUAUAUCACAAUCCUGUUAUCAUGCUUUAGUUUCUUCACAUUAGACUCCCUUUGUUGGCAGUUAACGUAAGACCUGAUUUCAAGAUUCCAAAGAGCUCAUUUAGACGUUCAGCCAGGUUGCAGAUGGUGUAACAUCUUUUAUAUUUGCCUCAGAGACGCAAGCAUGAAACUGACUGAAAAUAAAAUUGAUCGCUAGUCGUCACCAUCUAGCUGCUUUCUCUCUUCUGACUUACUUGCUUGAGUACAAAUUUACACUGUAAUUUAACUCUAAUUUAUAUUUCUGCCUGGUCUAGCUUUUAUUUAUUGUUGCUUUUGUUUUGCCCUUUUGAGUUAUUAUGAAUGCCAUUAAACUGGCCACUGAGUGUAACAGUAAUGAGUUUUAUUAUUUGAAUCUUUGUUUAUAUGGAAAGUAUUCCCAUUUUGAUAAUUUAUUAUAAAGUAUUGAUGUAUACACUGGAAUAUUGUCUGUUUUGGAGGCUCUGUUACUGCUACAAAAUGAAUACAACUUCUUUUUUAAACUUC
Messenger RNA from Lates calcarifer (barramundi perch), 1610 nucleotides. Its product is annotated as proepiregulin. The record is from RefSeq and is a predicted model, not a curated record. Lineage: Eukaryota; Metazoa; Chordata; Actinopteri; Centropomidae. Gene Ontology annotation, biological process: positive regulation of mitotic nuclear division; positive regulation of cell population proliferation; epidermal growth factor receptor signaling pathway. Bases 162 to 626 code for a protein of 154 amino acids. The transcript is spliced from 5 exons.